Xylaria bambusicola is the source of this 582-nucleotide messenger RNA. RefSeq lists its product as uncharacterized. Lineage: Eukaryota; Fungi; Ascomycota; Sordariomycetes; Xylariales; Xylariaceae. The coding region runs from base 1 to 582 and encodes 193 amino acids. The record is from RefSeq and is a predicted model, not a curated record. The transcript has 3 exons.
AUGCAUUUCUCCAAAAUCUUCGCUGGUGUUGCCAUGGCAUCCACGGUCAUGGCUGCCCUCACGCCUCAGCAGAUUGCUGAUGGUAUCAAACUGAUCACCCAGAAGUCCCAGGCCCUUCAGGCUCCCGCCCAGAGCAUUACCACGCUCAACGGCCCCCUAAUUGCCAUUGGCCAGGGCCCAUAUCCUACAAUUAUCAAUGGGUUUACUGAUAUUGUGAGCACUGCGAACACGCUCAUCGCCCAGUUUCCCGGAACCGCGCCGAUUACGAAAAGAAGCGAGGCAGGCGAGAGAGAGCACCCUAAGGGCCUGAUCGCCCGUGGGCCUGAUGCCCAGACGUUUGUUGCUGUCCACCAGGCCCUGUUGAACAUCCUCAUCGGCAAAGCUGGCCUCUUCUCGGUUGUUCCUGUUAUCGGCCAGCCCGUCGCUACUUCCCUCCGAGGAGUUGAAGGCGUUGUUGAUAGCAUUGCUAUCACCCUCAUUCAACUUAUCCGGGACCCGACUGCCGAUAUCACCCCUGAUGCGAACUCUCUUGACGCCACCCUCACACUGUCAAUUGACGUAUAUGAAGGUCUUCUGUCUUAA